Messenger RNA from Phyllotreta striolata, 4462 nucleotides. NCBI's taxonomy places the organism in Eukaryota, Metazoa, Arthropoda, Insecta, Coleoptera, Chrysomelidae. The record is from the annotation of a GenBank genome assembly.
AGUAGGUGAGGUGACGGUCGAGUUUGCGCAAACUCGAACUCGACCAUUUCACUUUUUCCAGCGCCAGCGAAUUGAGGUGACAUUUCGUUAUGUUUUAGUCUGGAAAAUAAUUCAUACGCGGUAUAAUGCUUAACUUCAAUCGCUUCGGAACGAUUUAAAAAAGUAUAAAGAAUAUAAAACGAGCAAAAUAUCGAUAAGAGUGUUGUACCGAGUGCGAGGAAAUCGACGAGAAAAUGUUUUCGACGAAGGAAAGAUUCGGUGUAAUCAAGACAUUGGAAUUUUGUUUUGGUUUGGUAGUUUUUCUAAGUGUGAUAAAUAAGGUUCCUGCGGCUACAAACAAUGAGGAUUCAACGAGACAAUCAUCGGAAGGUCAUUGCGUUUGGUACGAUGAAUGUUAUUUGGAUCCCGAUACUGAAUUGUGGAAAAAUUGCUAUUACACCGGCCCCCCCAAGCCUCUGCAAACGUCCAAAUCGAUUGGGAUAUUGAAAAAAUGGUGUCCGAAAAUAUCGCCCGAGUUGACCUGUUGCUCCGAUAAACAACUUGAAACGAUGAAAAACAGCAUGACUUUGCCACAACAAUUGCUCAGCAGGUGUCCCUCUUGUCUGACGAAUUUCCUGCAAAGCAUAUGUCACUUGACCUGUUCACCCGUUCAAUCGAAGUUUUUAAAUGUUUCCGAAACGGCCGUCGAUCCGCAAACGAACAAAACUUACAUCACCGAAAUGGGUUUUUUCAUUCACAACGAUUACAUGGAGAACACUUACGAUUCCUGCAAAGGUAUAAGCGUCCCAUCGACCGGCGGAAAAGUAAUGGACAUAAUGUGUGGUCAAUGGUCAUCGACGAAAUGUUCGCCGUUGAGAUGGUACCAAUAUUUGGGCAAUAAGGAUACACCUCAAGUACCAUUUCAAAUAAAUUAUUUCAAUUCGAGCAAACCUUUGAACGGUUUCGUACCGUUCAAUGAACCGACGUUCGCUUGUAGUCAAUCUACCGAUGGCGUAUCGCCUGCUUGUAGUUGUGUCGAUUGCGAAGAAAGUUGUCCUGUACCUCCACCUCAACCGCCCCGGCCUCAACCUUUUAGGAUAGCCGGUUUCGAUGGAUACGCCGUCUUGAUGUUGAUUGUCUUUUGCGUGGGUUCCUUGAUGUUUCUGCUUUCUGUGUUCGCCUGUUCCAGGAACAAUUUGGGCAGAAAAACUUUCAUCUAUGAGAGAGAAUUGUUUGAAACGAGACUAGAGUCUGAUCGGGAGGAAAGACAAGUGGGUUUAUUGGUGAGCGGAGCCUCCGAAGAAAUGAGAGCAGAAGUGGCAAGAAGAUUGGCCAAUUCGGAACGACAUUCAUCACAAGUGGCUCUCGGUGAGGCCGAAGAUAGUCCAUUACAAUCUUCGAAGAGAUCCAGCAUGACAUCGGAACCCGGUCACGAAAUGGAAACACAUUCGAUCAACAAAACCAGCGAAGAUUACGACAGGCCCACUUCAUUCAUCGAACGAUUGGGCGCCAAUACGGAUUCCAUUUUACAGGGGGCAUUCGAAAAAUGGGGCACUUUUUGCGCCGAAAGACCUUGGCUUAUACUCUUUUUGGGCGCUUGUCUCGUCAUGGGUCUCGGUCACGGUAUUAAAUAUCUUCAGAUCAUCACCGAUCCCGUUGAAUUGUGGGCCUCGCCGGCUUCGCGCAGUCGCAUCGAACGGGACUUUUUCGAUAAUAAUUUCGAACCGUUCUAUCGAACCGAACAGGUCAUCAUCACCGCCCGGAAUCUUUCCAACGUCUAUCACAACACCUCCGAGGGAAUGAUCUCGUUCGGUCCCGCUCUCAACGCCACUUUCUUGCUCGAAGUAUUCGCUUUGCAGGAGCAAAUUUUGAAAUUGGGCGAAGGUACUUUGCACGGUUUCGAUAAAAUUUGCUUCGCCCCCUUGCGAAAGGAAGGACAAACGGAUACCGAUGUGUCCGAAUGCGUCGUACAGAGCAUUUGGGGUUACUAUCAAAACGACGUGGAGACUUUUAAUUCUACCGGUGAGGAUCCCACACCGCCCGGAUACAAAACGAAUUAUCUGGAUCGAUUCGUUAAAUGCGUCAACAAUCCCUACGAUCCGAUAGAUUGUCUAGCCCCUUACGGGGGUCCCGUCGAUCCAGCCAUCGCUUUGGGCGGUUUCCUGCAACCCGGUGAAAGUCUCGCCCAACAUCCCAAUUACAAAAAUGCCACGACGGUGAUUUUAUCGUUCAUUGUAAACAAUCAUUACAACAAGAGUUUAAUCGUACCGGCCAUGGAAUGGGAAAAGGAAUUCGUGGAGUUUAUGAAAAAUUGGACGGCCACGAAAAAACCGGAUUUUAUGGAUGUCGCUUUCACGUCGGAGAGAUCCAUCGAAGACGAAUUGGAUAGGGAAAGUCAAUCUGACGUGGUCACCAUAUUGAUAUCUUAUAUGAUUAUGUUCGCUUACAUUGCCAUAUCAUUGGGGCAAGUCAACAAAUGCUCGAGAUUGUUGAUCGAUAGUAAAAUCACUUUGGGUCUCGGAGGCGUUUUAAUAGUAUUAGCCUCCGUCGUAUCAUCGGUAGGAUUGUUCGCGUUCAUCGGCGUCCCGGCCACUUUGAUUAUCAUCGAAGUGAUACCGUUCCUCGUACUCGCAGUAGGCGUAGAUAAUAUCUUUAUAUUAGUUCAAACGCACCAACGGGACGCGAAGAAACCGAACGAAACGCACGCCCAACACAUCGGCAGGACUUUAGGUCAGGUGGGACCUUCGAUGUUAUUGACAAGCCUAUCGGAGAGCUGUUGUUUCUUUUUGGGAAGUUUAUCAGAUAUGCCUGCUGUGAAAGCGUUCGCUUUGUACGCCGGUAUGGCGUUGAUGUUUGAUUUUCUCUUACAAAUCACUUGCUUCGUCAGUUUGAUGGCUUUGGAUAUCGCCCGACAGAAUGCUAAUAGAUUCGACAUAUUCUGCUUCAUACGCGGCUCGAAAAAGAACGAACCGGUGACGGGCGGUCAAGAAGGCCUACUAUUUACAUUUUUCAAAUACGUUUACGUGCCCACUUUGAUGAAUAAAGCGAUGAGAUGCACCGUCAUGUUGGUAUUCUUCGGUUGGUUGUGUCUUUCAUUGGCUGUUGUCCCGCACAUCGAGAUCGGCCUCGAUCAGGAAUUAUCCAUGCCAGAAGACAGUUUCGUACUCAAAUAUUUCCAAGCUUUAAAGGCUUAUUUGAGCAUCGGCGCUCCGGUUUAUUUCGUGGUGAAAAAAGGCCUUCAUUACAAAGACGUGGACGCUCAGAAUUUGAUAUGCGCCGGAAGAUAUUGCAAUAGCAAUUCUUUGGUAUCUCAAUUGUAUUCGGCUAGUAAAAUGCCCGAAACGACUUACAUAGCUCGACCUUCGUCCAGUUGGCUCGACGAUUAUCUGGAUUGGUCGGAAUCCGAUAAUUGCUGUAAAUUCAGAAAGAAAGAUCACACUUUUUGUCCCAACGAUGAUUCCAGUUGUGAACGGUGCGCAAUCCAAUUCGCCGGUAAAGAACAUCGACCGAGACCCGACGAAUUCUCCCGUUACAUAUCAUUUUUCCUUCGAGACAAUCCGGGUCCGAAUUGCGCAAAAGGAGGUCACGCCAGUUACGGUCAAGGAGUCACAUUACAAACCAAUCGAUCGACUAGAUUAUCGUCGGUGGAAAAUUCCUAUUUCAUGACCUACCACACCAUUUUGAAGACCUCCGAGGAUUAUUAUGAGAGCAUGAGAGCGGCAAGGAAAAUAGCUGAUAAUAUAACAGCGACGAUUGGUGUUGAAGUAUUUCCCUAUUCGGUGUUUUACGUAUUCUACGAGCAAUAUCUGACGAUGUGGCCUGAUACUUUAUUCAGUUUAGGCGUCAGUCUAUUGGCCAUCUUCAUCGUGACCUUCCUUCUGAUGAGCCUCGACAUAUUCUCCAGUCUAGUGGUGAUCAUCACCAUCACCAUGAUCAUCGUCAAUUUAGGCGGUUUGAUGUAUUGGUGGCACAUCACCUUAAAUGCCGUAUCGCUCGUUAAUUUGGUGAUGGCCGUCGGAAUAUCGGUGGAGUUUUGUUCGCAUUUGGUGCACAGUUUUUCAAUGUCUGUAGAACCGACGAGAGUCGAAAGAGCUGCCGAUGCUUUAGCGAAAAUGGGCAGUUCGAUAUUUUCGGGUAUUACGCUGACGAAAUUCGGUGGAAUCAUCGUUUUGUAUUUUGCCAAAUCGCAGAUAUUCCAAGUGUUUUACUUUAGGAUGUAUUUGGGUAUCGUACUGUUUGGGGCGGCUCACGGAUUGAUAUUUUUACCGGUCCUGCUUAGUUUUAUAGGCGUGAUGCAAACACGAAGAAAUAAUCACAGAGCACACUCGGAGAGACCAUCAACAGAACCGACUGUGGCAUCACCUUUGUUGCCAUCGACGUCCAGGAGCUAUUAUGAUGCUUUAGCUCCGGAUUAUACUUAAUUUUUUCUUCUUUUUUCCUCGUUAAAUGCUUUUAUUGGCCUCUUUUGACGCGUCUUUUUUUU